Molecule: messenger RNA, 3744 nt
Organism: Strongylocentrotus purpuratus (purple sea urchin)
Lineage: Eukaryota; Metazoa; Echinodermata; Echinoidea; Camarodonta; Strongylocentrotidae
Product: pollen-specific leucine-rich repeat extensin-like protein 1
Exons: 6
Coding region: 307-2457 (716 amino acids)
Source: RefSeq, a predicted model, not a curated record
GGACUUUUCAUGCACAUUUACUUCCUCAAACUUUUAAGGUUAGUCUCGCUGGUAUCCGCGCCAUGGCCGAGGGUAAAUCACAUUUUAUCUGUAGGUGAAUACUGAAUACCACAACUGUUUCGUCCUCUGAUACAUCUGGAUAUUGGUUUAAAACACUCGCAAGAAAGUGAUUAUUACGAAUGGCAUAUUAUAAUUCCAAACGAAAGACGAGUUGUACGGAGAUCAGCGUGGAAGGCGUUAUAGUUGGAGCUUGCCUGUGAAUUUUGUGGGGCAUCGCGCCUGCAUCGCCGGGUGACAAUUGGUUGGAUGUUCGUAGAUUUGGAUGUACGUGCAAUGGCGAUUUUAUGGUUAAACUUCAAUUUCAAAUGGAGGACUCGCAUCUCAGAACACAAAAAACAUGGCGUGCAUAAUAGUUAUUCACCCACGCGAAUAAAUAGACUUCUAAGGCUCUUAAACAUGUAUAUUUGGAUAGCCAUUCUGUUUUGCUGCGUCCAUUUGGGUGCAGCCCAGACCUCCAUGACAACAAGCGCAAAUAUGACAUCAAACGAAAACAUGACAACGGUGGAACUGACCACCAUCGCAGACGUAACCGAGCUCCUGGAUUUCACGACAGACCUGACGACAGAGAGUUCUGGAGGUGAUCUCCCGGGAUGGAUCUACGGUGCAGUAGCAGCUGGUGCAGUGGUCCUGAUUGUAAUCAUAAUUAUCAUCAUAAUAUGUGUCAAAAAGAGAUGUCGGUGUCGACGAACUCCACCUACCCCAGUGGAUAAGAAUGUCCCCCUAUCAGAUUAUGGACAAGAAAGGGACAAGACAUACAAUGGAGGAUACACAGAUGACAAUCAGGGUAACACACAUACCGCUAUUGAGAUGGAUCCUCAAAUGUCCCGUAUUGAAGAUGACAUUUAUCAGAAUACAGCCUUUCCAUCUCAAGUAAACCCAGCGUUCGAUCAUUCCCAGCCAUUCCAUUCCCCGGAUGACGACUUCCCCAGUAUGCCCCCACCAGCUCCGCCGAGAGGGGCGUCGUCCAACAUCGACAUGGAUACCCGCCCAGCUUUAGUCAUCCCGUCUCCUCGUUCGCCCUACUUGCCUAGUCCAGGCCCUAUGCCGCUAGCAUCGCCCCUGGAUGACAUCCCCGACAGACUACCUCCUGCAGUUCCCACCCCAGGACUAAAGGACAUCAGAGCAGAACUCAACGAUAAGUUUAAGGACGUAGCACCACCUGAUAAAAAAACAAAGAAGAAGAAAGAGAAAAAGAAGGACAAGAAGGAGGACAAACCAAAAGCCCCACAGCGUGAAAUUGAUCCAAACGAACAGGUAAGGGGAGAAGUUCCAAUGCAGCCCACUCACAAUCUUGACUCGGCUAGACCAAAGCCCAAGAUUCUAGCUAGAUUUGAUUUUCCUCCAAAGCAGAUUGAUGUGGCUGAUUUCGGAGAGAAUUAUGAAGAGAUGUCGCCUAGGCAACAGGAGGAAAGAGACUUUGGUGGAGAGUAUGAGGAUAUGGGUGGUGAUGGAAGUGAGGAUUAUGAUGACGAGUAUGAGGAUGUGGAUCCAAAUGCAAAACCUGUGAAGCCAGUGGGUACGAAGCAGGCCAUCCCUAUGCCUUAUAAUUUACAUGGACAACGCGGUGUAGCAAAUUUAAAUCAACGUCCUAUGGUCCCACCCCCUGAGACAGCAGAAGAUUUUGGUGGUGAUUAUGAAGUAGUAGUGUCUCCAAAUGAAGAACCGAAGCGUCGAUUGCCUGGCAGGAAUAUUGACAAUCGUCUGCGAGUAUCCAUCCCCUCUCAGGAUGAAGACCAAGAUCAUGGUGGAUUGUACGAGGAUGUUGCCAAUCCCACCGUCUCACCGAAGAGGAAACCUCUGGUACCUAAACCUAAAACUCCAAAGAAAUCCCCUAAGCCACCACCUGGGGAUGACUUUGGACAAGAAUACGGCAACACGGGCAACAGGACCAUGUUUCCUGCUACCACGACCCAACGACGUCCGCCAACCCUCCCCUCAUCGUCAAAUUGGCAUCAAGAGGAAGAGGAAGAUGAUGACUGGCUUCCUCCUCCUCCUCCUCCACCCCCAGGACUUGAUCAGGGUUCUCCUGUGCAAUCACCAGACCAAGACUACGGGGCAGAGUAUGACAACAUUGGAAUCAAACCGACCAUUAAGAAAAAACCACCAGUGCCGAAGCCGAAGGUAGCCAAGAAACCCAGUAAUUCUGGUGGCAGCUCAACGCUUCCGAUGAAUCCCAAGCAGCAACUGUCGCCCUUCGAAGCGCGGUCGUCUGCAACUCUGCCCGUACCCGGUGGACACGAAAUGAUCGAAGAAGGAGAAGAAGAUUCGUUUUACGAGAAUCUGGAAGGUCUUAAGGGGAAGCUAUCGAUGCAUUAUCAAAACUUACCCACUGCAGAAAAGCCCCAAGAACAGAUUCUGAGUAGUGGCUAUUCCAGUUUCAGUGAACGUCCAAAAUGAUUUGAACGAUGGUCUUAAGCCAUCGCCUACUGCAACCAAGUGAUUCCUGUACCUAUCCUAUGGGAAUAGGAGAAUUCAGUGAUCGAGGGGUUAUGAACCUCUGUCUACUUUAUCGCCUGCUGAUGAAAUACUAUGGAUCUUCAAGACUGCUUGGCUUUCAAUCCAUGUUUGAUGGUCCAUAGGAUGUAAAAGGGAAAUCACCUUUCUCUUGUUGGCAGCUGUUUUUUGCUCUAUCACCAUGUUGUUCCAAACUUGUAUUUAGUCUUCAUGCACCAUCCAAAAAUCCCAUGCUGUAUUUUAUGUCAAUUAAAUAUGCACUAAUGAUAGAUAAUGCAUAAGAAAAUGUAUAUUACAUCAAAUCCUUGUUGUACAUUGUACUUUUAUCAAUAUGGAAAGAUACAACAUAAACAAAAUAUUUUGAAGAGAAAAAGGAAACUUUAAAUCCUUUCGGGUUCGAACCCACAACCUCCUGGUUGUGAGGGGGAAGCUCUACUGACUGAGCCAACACACCGGUAUAGGCCUAUGUUUUUAUUUCAAUCAAUUGCAGAUCUUACAAAGAUAUGGGUGCUACAUUAGUUUUGUCAAACAUAAUUACCAUGGUAAAGCGUAAUUAGACUUUGAAGAUGUGCUUCGAAACAUAGACAUAGUAUUAAGUACUUGAUGAAUGUUAUAUAUCAUUUAUUGUUAACUUGUUUCUACAAGUGCAGUACUACGUGUUAACAACUCAUGCGUGUGGUGGUGUAUCAUUCAAUGAUUUGGUCAUGUGGGCCAGUAUACUGGUUAAUCAUUUGAUAGAGCUUAUGCAACUGCCCAUUUAAGUCAUUCUGUUGCUUCUUUUUGCAGUUAUUUGUAAGUGAAGAAGUGAUGGUCAGCUCUUUGGUCAGAUUAAAUCAUGGUUUAGUGUCGGUUUAGUGUCAAUUUGGGAUCAAAGUCCAUCCCCAAUUUUUACAUAAUUAUUCGAUGAUUAAUAUAUGCCAGCUUGCCCUAUUGACCAAAAGGAAUCACUACGCCAAUUUUUUUCUAAAUACUUGCCCAUAGGAAAACAAAAUGCCUUCUUUGGCCAGUUGAGGGGCAAAUAGAAUGUAAAGCAUAUAAUUAUGCUGCUAGUUUGUACAUUUUUAGAUAUUUAUACAGAUACUACUUAACAAAUCUAUCUAAACAAUUUUCUUAUUUGAGGGGAUUAAAAAAAAAAAUGUCCUUUUUCAAAGAUUUUGCUGUUGGUGUUACUGUUGUAGUUGUUGCUCUUGGAGUUGUCUAUGUUUUUUGUACAACAAUCAUGCAGUAUUU